Bombus huntii is the source of this 1186-nucleotide messenger RNA. Its product is annotated as venom serine protease Bi-VSP-like. Gene Ontology annotation, molecular function: serine-type endopeptidase activity. Gene Ontology annotation, biological process: proteolysis. NCBI's taxonomy places the organism in Eukaryota, Metazoa, Arthropoda, Insecta, Hymenoptera, Apidae. Bases 211 to 918 code for a protein of 235 amino acids. The transcript is spliced from 6 exons. The record is from RefSeq and is a predicted model, not a curated record.
UCGGUACCCUCUCAACGGGGGGAGAAUGUUACGCCAUGCGGCUUACCAUAGGUCAUAUUCUUAACUAUCGAUCGCGGCACUAUAAUGUCGCAGACGGAUCGUCGUGUCUGCCCGGCAAACAAACAUUGUAGUGGCAAGCGCAUGGUUCAUUAAGCAGGGCGACUUCCAGAAACGUCGACUCGUGGUCGUUAUUUUACCUCGCGUAAAAGAAUGUGGCGUGAUCCGAACGUAGUGGGGGUCGCCUUCCAGAAAAAACGAAAAAAAUCGAAAGGCGUUCAGAACUUUUCGAGAAGUCGAACCGUCAACACAUGUGGCGAUUGGCCAUGGAUCGCUGCAUUAGGUUUUCGUAAUCCCCGAAACCCAGACAAACCACUAUGGAAGUGCGGAGGUUCCCUGAUAUCGGCUAGGCAUGUUUUGACCGCAGCACAUUGUGCACAUAUGGAUGGAAUAGAAAACAUACACAAUCAUAAUAUUGCCAUUCUUAGAUUGGUGGAGGAGGUGCCAUUUUCGAGGUACGUAUAUCCCAUUUGUACGAAAGAGCCCCUACGAAAGAGCAACUUCGUCGGCUAUAACCCCCUUGUUGCUGGAUGGGGAGCAUUAAGAUAUAGACGACCACGACCUAAUGCAUUAAUGGAAGUACAAAUGCCAGUGAUUAAGAACGCCGAAUGCAAAAUAGCUUAUUCCAAAUUUCCUAAUGCACCUGAUAUCACUGAUGGUAUAAUAUGCGCCGAACAUGCUCAGGGUGGAGAGGAUUCUUGUACGGCUGACCGCGGCGGACCACUGCUGAUACAACAUGAAUUAACCUCGUAUUUAAUAGGUAUUGUGUCUUAUGCUUAUAAGUGCGGCACAGCUGGGUAUCCCAGCGUUUACACUAGGGUCACAUCGUACCUUGACUUCAUUCUCCAAGCGAUGCAAUAAUAUGAUAUUACUGUUCCAUAAAUAUCAUUGUGUAAAAAACGUAAAGUUGGAUUUUCUUAUUGUGGAGAUAAGAAACAGCUCAAAUUUACAUUGUUUUGUACGUUACAAAUUAUAGGCUUAAAAUGUACGAAAUGUAACUUUGAAACGACACUAAUUUUUUACGCACGAUAAACCUCCACGACUUAGAUUAUAGAUUCCUAUACGACUCUCAGUAAAAAUUUAUCCGCACUCCAGAUAGUUAAAACUUCUGUCGACCGUAUUGAUCCAU